GUUCGACCACCCUAAGAGAAUAUAUACAGAUACUAUCAUUAUUUAAUCAAUAUUCCUCUCCCUCCAUCUUCCCUGCAACUAUUUCAUCUCCCCCACAAGCUUCCAAACCAGGAGAAUUUUAAUCUGAUAUAUGGCAAUCACCACAAAUUCCUCUUGUUAUAUUCAAAACUUGCGGAUAUGAUCAUGGUUCCUGCCGAGAACCUGUCCAAACGAAAUCAUCUUCCUCGCCACGGUGGCGACGGCCUCGAUAUUUACGGUUGUAGCGGUGGCAGUUGUGCAGAGAAUUUGAGCCUUAGGAGGUAUGGAUAUCAGAGUGAAGCUUGCUUAGGAUCUGUAGGAGCUAACCACAUGGCCGACGAUGCAUCGAGAACUAAUAGUCUUAAUGAGGUAGGCUCCAGCUCCAAGGAUUACAAUCAUCAGGAAGAAGAAGAGGGAGAUAAAGGUUGGCUUCAAUUAAGUAUAGGAGGUUAUCACGCCACAAGAAAUCAUCAUGCCAAGCUUGACCACGGCGAUCAUGGCCGAGGGUUGACCGGAUUCAAUCUAUUACCCCGCGGUGGCUCGCAUCGAGAAAGUCCGCAUAUGCCGGAGUUUCGAGCUCCGAUACAUCCACUGGUCAUGCAAGGUUUUGCCACAUCUUUAUUCCUACAACAACAAGAAGAAGGAAGCAGCUCCAAUACAUUUAAGCCUAUAGCAGCAGCCGCUUCCUCUUCGUCGUUGGUGCCGUCGGGCUCCUAUUUUACCGGACCGUUCCGAUUGCAACCCGGCAUCGAUGUCGCAGGACCUAACUCGGAUGUUAGAAUCAUUGAUCCACCCAGAAGACCCCAUUCUGGCAUUUGGUUUAUGUUACAAGCAUCAGAAAAUCAAGCAAAAGAACCGUUCUUGCCUCAAAUACCAAAGUGCUACCUGAGAAUCAAGGACGGGAAGAUGACAGUACGGUCGGUAAUGAAGUAUCUGGUUAACAAGCUGAAUCUAGACAGCGAAUCCGAGCAGGUGGAGAUAAGGUGCAGAGAGGAAGAGCUUCAACCAUCCUUAACGUUGCAGCAUGUGAGAGAUGAAAUAUGGAGUAAUACUUCAAGAGACGGCGUCGCUUUGCUUCCACAUACCUCAACUCCACCUCAUCACCCCAAUCUCAUGCUUCUGCACUAUGGUAGGAAGGCUUGAAACUUGAAUUCAAACACAUUUAU
Molecule: messenger RNA, 1184 nt
Organism: Hibiscus syriacus
Lineage: Eukaryota; Viridiplantae; Streptophyta; Magnoliopsida; Malvales; Malvaceae
Exons: 4
Coding region: 178-1161 (327 amino acids)
Biological process (GO): multicellular organism development
Source: RefSeq, a predicted model, not a curated record